Conger conger (European conger) is the source of this 1657-nucleotide messenger RNA. RefSeq names its product family with sequence similarity 133 member B (gene fam133b). The transcript has 11 exons. Bases 167 to 1021 code for a protein of 284 amino acids. NCBI's taxonomy places the organism in Eukaryota, Metazoa, Chordata, Actinopteri, Anguilliformes, Congridae. The record is from RefSeq and is a predicted model, not a curated record.
AAAAAAAAAAAAGAGAGAAGAAGAAGAGGCAGUCCGUUCCUGAAGUGCUGUAGCUAGACAGUUAACCAGAAGAACCAUAGCUUUGCAGGAUUGACAUGUAAACUAAAUCCCUAGCUAACGUCACCUAGUUCAUUGACACAAAUGAAGUCAGGGUGAGAUCUACAAAAUGGGGAAAAGAGAUAACAGAGUGGCUUAUGUGAACCCAAUAGCUGCUGCCCGAGCACGGGGACCGGCACCAUCUUCAGGGCCCACAAUACAGGACUACUUGAGUAGACCUAGGCCCACAUGGGAAGAAGUGAAGGAGCAACUGGAGAAGAAGAAGAAGGGUUCAAGAGCACUGGCAGAAUUUGAAGAAAAAAUGAAUGAGAAAUGGAAAAAGGAGUUGGAGAAAAACAGAGAGAGAUUACUAGGUGGAAGUGAAAGUAAAAAGGAUAAAGAAAAGGAAAAAGAAAAGAAAGAGAAAAAACGGAAAGAGAAGAAGAAGUCCAGCAGGCAUUCCUCGUCUUCCUCCUCUUCAUCAAGUUCUGAUUCUUCUAGCAGCUCCUCUGAUUCUGAUAAUGAGGAUGAAAAGAAGAGCAUUAAAAAGAAGCGGAAAAGGAAGCAUUCUUCUGUCCGGAAAGCAUCCGAGGGCUCCCUCUCAGAAUCCGAGUCAGAUAAUAAGGAGUCUUCCAAAAAGAAAAAGAAGAAACUCAGGGAGGACCAGGAGAAAGAGAAGGAUUGCAGCCGGAAGAAGAAAAAGACUGAGCGUGCCCACAAAGGCUCUUCUGAGUCCAGUGGUGACUCAGAAAUGGACGGAGAUGUGGAGUCAAAGAAGAAGAAGAGACACUGUGAAGAGAAGGAGAAAAAUACAGCCAUCACAGUGAAAAUAAUGGCACGUAAUUUGAGGGAAAAGUCAAAGAAGAAGAGAAAGAAGAAACACAAGAAGCAUGGCAGGAAGAAGAAGAAGGCCUCAGGCCCUGGGUCCGAGCUGGAGAAACGCCCGACGGCACAAAUGGCGGAGACAGGAGGGCAAGCUGUUUAGGGAGGACAUUAAACAAUACUACCAAAAAACUACAGCAUCGUCAACGUGUGCAUGACGGAAGACUUCCUGGCGAGUGAGAAGCUUGCCCCCCCAGGGUCUUAUCAUAGGGAUAUUCACGUUACACUUAUUUUGAACUUUGCUAUUUUUUAGAGGAACAUUUUCAGUCCAAAUAAAGGUUGUGUUAUGAUUGUCUAGAGUGGCUUGUCUGAAUGAUCUGGUGUCGAUUUGAAAAGCAGCAUCGCUCUUUUCUCCAUACAAAAGACCUACAGUAAAUACUGCAGCAGGGAACAGGUUUUUCUCGUCAAGGGGACACCUUUUCUCAUCAAAAAUUGUUAGUGAUUGCCUUCACUCCAACUCGUCUUUCACAGCUGUUAUGUCUACAAUUUAUUUACCAUUUUUUCAGUUGUAAUUUUAGAGUAAAAUAAUUUUGUGAUUUACUUAUGCUUGUCUGUAUUUUACAUGUACCUCCAUUGGGACUGUUACCAGCCUCAUAUUGAAGUUGGGAUUACAAAACUUGAUUAGUUUUAGUUGGCAGGGACAUGUUUGGUCCUUUUAGAUUGAAAAAUAAAAUGUGCAUACUAUGGUGAAUAAUUACAUUUGCAAGUUUGUCAUUCAAUAAAAUGUUAUUGAAGCACG